CGUCGUGUACGCCUCGCCUCGAGUCAGGCGCAUCAUCUCAUCUCCUCUUCUCACGGACGCCAAAAGCAAGAAAAUGCUGCGCGAUGACGGCGGAACGAGCGUGAGGAUGCGAGGCGGCCUAGUGUAGUGUCUUUUUGGGGGCUGUGAAAGACUGCGUCUUGUCUUGAAGGGGAAAAACAAAAACAAAUCCGCAUCCAGGAUGUCCACUGCGCCUGCUGCGGCCGACGAGAGCCAGAGGAACUCUCCGGAGGUGGACUGUGAUCCCACGCCCAAGGGGUCCCGCUCUCAGUGUGCUGACGCUGGCGAUGACGGGCAGCGGAAGCCGAAAGACAAACAUAAGCUGCUGGAGGAGGCCUUCCAGCAGGAUGUGGAGCAGUACCUGUCCACAGGUUACCUCCAGAUCGUCGAGAGGAGAGGGCCAACAGGCAGCAUGUCGUCCAUGGAGGUCAACGUGGACAUGCUGGAGCAGAUGGACCUGAUGGACAUGUCGGACCAAGAGGCGAUCGACGUCUUCCUGCACUCGGGCGGAGAGGACAACAGCGCCGCCUCGCCCGUCGCGGCAGGUCCCGAGUCUUUGAGCGCCGAGCUCAGCCUUGCGGUUCCCACUCAGACCGAGCUGCGCCUCAAGAUGACGUCGGCGUGCGCUGACGGCGAUGAGGAAGAGGACUUGGAGGAAGAGGAGGAAGGGCAAGAGGAGGAAGGCGCCAGGAGGACCAUAAGGAGGAGGAGGAGAAAGAGGGCUCCCCCGCUCGUGCCAACGCCCGGCCAUCAAGGCGGGACCCCGAAUCUUUGAGGGUUUGGAAGAAAGAGAAAAGCUCACCCCACUCCGCAACUGCCACAUGACGUCUGCCUUAAAGAAAAAAAUACAAGAAUCCUAUGACGACUAUGAUGAGCACAUCAUCUGCGCUCAGGUCGAUAUUUGGUGGUAUGAUUUGGAUUCCGACCAACAUCAAGUGUUGAGAACGAGCACACGGCGACAGCUAUAUAUCAUCAAAAGAAACCAGAUUUUUUUAGUUUGUUCUUAAGCUUUAUUAGUGUCGGAAAUUUUGAGGAAAAUGUGACCAUCAAUCAUAGAAGAAGAAAUGGACCUUUACCUUCACUGUUUUGAUUUUCUUAUAUAUACGAAAUGUUGGGAUUUACACUUGGCGUGCGCACGCGCCUGCACUUUUAUCCCUACUGAAGAGUUGUUGAUAUUUUGAGUGCGCUGUGUCGAAAUAUUUACUGUCCUGUGUCUGUUGUUACUCUGUUGCAAAGAAAGAAUUAAAAGUUCACCUGAGGA
Syngnathus acus (greater pipefish) is the source of this 1279-nucleotide messenger RNA. Its product is annotated as dysbindin-like. Gene Ontology annotation, cellular component: synaptic vesicle membrane; BLOC-1 complex; plasma membrane. Bases 200 to 793 code for a protein of 197 amino acids. Lineage: Eukaryota; Metazoa; Chordata; Actinopteri; Syngnathiformes; Syngnathidae. The record is from RefSeq and is a predicted model, not a curated record. Gene Ontology annotation, biological process: anterograde synaptic vesicle transport; neuron projection development; negative regulation of protein kinase activity. The transcript has 4 exons.